This is a messenger RNA of Mastomys coucha (southern multimammate mouse), 5374 nucleotides long. RefSeq names its product transmembrane protein 121B (gene Tmem121b). The transcript has a single exon. The record is from RefSeq and is a predicted model, not a curated record. The coding region runs from base 257 to 1981 and encodes 574 amino acids. NCBI's taxonomy places the organism in Eukaryota, Metazoa, Chordata, Mammalia, Rodentia, Muridae.
UCCUCCGCCCCCGCCUCUCCAGUCCCGGCGGUCUGCUCGGCUCCCCGGCUCUGCCCCAGCCCAGCCACCCGCGCGGCUCCACUCGCCCAGUCCGGCCGCUCCAGUCCGGAUCUCUCCGCCUCCCGACCCGGGUGCGAGUUCCAGCAGCUGGCGAGGAGGCGGCAGCGGCUGGCCCGGGUUCCCCUCGGCCGCCUCGUCAGCCCGAGGUUGGCGGGGAGAAAGAGGCCGGGCAGCCCCUGGAGCCCCUCCGAGGACAAUGCACCCGGCGCUGGGCCACCCUCGCGCGCUCUCGUCCGCGCCCGCCUCCUUCCCGCCGCCCCCCGCCGCCGCCCGGCUCCAGCCCCUCUUCCUCCGGGGGGGCUCCUCCCGCGGCCGGAGAGGCUCGGGCGACAGCAGCACCAGCACCAGCACCAGCCGCGGGGGGGGCGGCGGCAGACGCGGCGGGGGCGGCGGCUCCCCGAGCAGCAGCACCGGCGCGGAGCGAGAGGACGACGACGACAGCAUUAGCAUCAGCAAGCCACUGGUGCCCGCCGCCGCCGCCGCGCUCCCGGGGCCCCCGGCGCAGGGGGGCGUCCCGGUCUCCGCCACCGCACCCGCCGCCGCCUCCUCCACUUCCACGCCCACCUCCUCCUGCAGCAUGACCGCCGCGGACUUCGGCGCGGGCGCAGCGCCCGGCACCGUCGGGGGCCCCGGGAGCCGCUCGGCGGCGGGCGCAGGCGGCACGGGGACCGGUGGCGGCGCCUCCUGCUGCUCGUGCUGCUGCUGCUGCUGCGGCCGCCCCGCUCGCUCGGGCCGCAGGGGUCGGCGCCGGGGCUGCUCGCCAAGCCCGGGGUGCCGUUGGGGCUACCAGGCGCUGUCUGUGGUGCUGCUGCUGGCUCAGGGCGGUCUGCUGGACCUGUACCUCAUCGCUGUCACUGACCUGUACUGGUGCUCUUGGAUCGCCACCGACCUGGUGGUGGUGGUGGGCUGGGCCAUCUUCUUCGCCAAGAACAGCCGGGGCCGUCGGGGCGGUCCGGCGAAUAGCGCGCACAACCACCACCAGCUCCACCACCACUCGGCUCCGCCUCUGCACCUAUCCGCUGCGGCGUCGGCGGCAGGGGCCGGGGCCAAGGCCCGCGGAGGUCGAGGAGGUUCUGGAGGCUCCGGGGCCGGGCCGGGGACGGCUGGGGCAGCGGGCGAGUUCGCCUUUGCGUACCUGGCCUGGCUCAUCUACUCCAUCGCUUUCACUCCUAAGGUCGUGCUCAUCCUGGGCACGUCCAUCCUGGACCUCAUCGAGCUGCGCGCGCCCUUUGGCACCACGGGCUUUCGCCUUACCAUGGCGCUGUCCGUGCCGCUGCUCUACAGCCUAGUGCGAGCCAUCAGCGAGGCGGGCGCGCCCCCGGGCUCGGCAGGUCCCCUGCUCCUGCAGCCACAGCAGCAUCGCGCGGCGGGCUGCUUCCUGGGCACGUGUCUGGACCUGCUGGACAGCUUCACGCUGGUGGAGCUGAUGCUGGACGGCCGCGUGCCGCUUCCCGCGCACCUGCGCUACCUGCUCAUCGCGGUCUACUUCCUCACGCUCGCCUCCCCAGUGCUCUGGCUGUACGAGCUGAACACCGCCGCGGCAGCGCCGUCCUGGGGCCAGGCCUCCGGGCCUGGAAGCUGCAGCCGCCUUUUGCGUUUGCUGGGCGGCUGCCUGGUGGACGUGCCCUUGCUGGCGCUGCGCAGCCUCCUGGUCGUGAGCUACCAACAGCCGCUGUCCAUCUUCAUGCUCAAGAACCUCUUUUUCCUUGGUUGCCGUGGCCUGGAGGCCUUGGAGGGCUGCUGGGACCGGGGGAGCUGGGUAUCCCCAAGUCGGGCCAGAAGCAGCUAUGGUGCUCCUCCCUCUGCUCCUCCACCACCUCCUCCACCACCACCUCAGGGAUGCUCCCAGCGGGGCCACUUGGAAAAUGAAGGGGGCCCUCAUGGCUAUGUCAACACUCUAGCUGUGGCCUCUCAGAAUUGAAGCAUUGAAGGGCAGGGGCCCUGAUCUUAGCUUUAGGAUUUCCGGUCCCCUUGGCUGUGUUUGGAGGUAACUGUUUACUAGGCAGAAGGCCAGUGAAUUCUUCUGCACCCCAUGGGUAGAGACUACUUGGAGGGAGACCAGCAAUACAUCGUGAGGAAGAAGGGCCCAUGAUUCGCCAGUCUUCCCUGUCCUGACAUACAAGGGAUUGGAUACAUGUGCCACUUGCUUUUCUUGCCUUCAUCCUGAUUCCUAUUCCUGCGGGAGAGAAUGGAGGAAAGGCAUUCAGGCAGGGAGGGUAACCUUUGGGGUGUGUGUGUGUGUGUGUGUGUGUGUGUGCUCGCGCGCGUCUAUAGUGUAUUUUCUGGGUGUCAGUCCCAUGCCCCUUGGAGUGGGAAGGAGACCUAGAGAGGCCUUGCUUCACAACACACAUACCACCAUGCUCUCCUGCCUGAAUUGAUGACCGCAACCCCCAGGAGUUGCUGGGUUGCUGUACUCCAAGGCAGAAGCUCACCCAGGGUCCUCCCUCCUGCUCCUGUCUGCUCAGCUUCGGGAGGAACAGGUCUAUGUGGAAGGACCAAACACCACCCUUUCUUGGGUGAGCGCAUAAUUUCUACCUCUGUGCUUCCAUUUCCAGUGCAUCACAUACUGAUGCUGCUUGCAAAAAAAAAAAAAAAAAAAAAAAAUCAAACCCUCAGAAGUUGCAUUCAGUGGGGCUACUGGAUCCCCUUGGGGUUUGGUGCCAGAUUUUACAGGGUCUGUGGAGUGUCAGCCGUUGGCUUGCUCUCCCUUGGUUCCUCCCUCUGCAGCAGAAUAAUUCUCCUCCCUGUGCUGGUGCUGGCCGGGUUGGAAUUGGGUUCAGAGCAACUGCUUUAGUGGGUUCAAGUGUAUGUGAGGUCAGGCCUCUUAGGGACCCAGGAGAACACCACCUGCUCCUUUAGAAAGCCUGGCACAGAGCGGAGCAGGUAUGACCUUUCACCUCUCCCCUGCUUCAGGUCUCAUCAGGGAGAGGGCACCGUGCAGAAACCUGCCUAGCCUUCCCCAACAGGGUCCUCCUGGAGGGUCUGUCCUUAGUCUGUCCUUCAAGGGAAGUCGGGGUUGGCUCCUGCAGGCUUCAUGAGGGAUGUCAUUCUUGGAGUCUGUAAGGCAGGAUAUGUAUUCUGAAGGCAAUCAAGGUUCAGAAGGCACAAGGAGCCAGGCCAGGAUAUACUCACCCUGGCGAUGGGAUUUGGGGGACGGGGGAGAAGCAAAACCUUAAGAAUUCUGCUUCCUCUCCUGUUUUAGGAGUUGUAUGUGGCGUAAUGAAUCUAGACGAGGGACCAGAAAAAAAAUGAUCUGUGGUUCGGCUGCCUGCUAGGUUUGGAUGCCAUACCAUUUUACUGUUUAGGCCUCUAGGGUAGUAUUCUUUGGGUUCGGGGCUUGAAAGCCCUGGUCGUAAUGCUGCCGUAAACGUAGACAGAGGAGAAGCCAUCCAGGUGGACUUGAGGAGGGCUCUGCUUCUAUCCUGUGUCUGGCCUUAGGCUGGGGAGCUGAGGAGGGCUCUGCUUUUGUACUGUGUCUGGCCUUAGGCUGGGGAGCUGAGGAGGGCUCUGCUUCUGUACUGUGUCUGGCCUUAGGCUGGGAGAGCUGAGGAAGGUUUGCGAACUCAGUUGAGAGACAGGCAUCACAGGGUUCUCUAAAGACUGAAGCACAGAGGCAAGCCCAAAGUGCUAAGUCACUGACUACUAACUCAGCCGCCAGGCCCAAGUCCCUUAUCUCCUUUGACUCUAUCAGGACCUUCUGAGAAGGGGACCUUCCCCAAGGGCUGCAUGGGGCCCCUCUUACUCAGCCUCCUGGGGCUAUGGGCUGAGGAAAUCUAUGUGGCUAGAAGCAUGGAAGGCUGAACCGGAACACUCAUGGGCCUGCCCAGCUAGCGUGGGCCCUGUGGAGGGUGUUUACAGUCUGCACCCUACGUUCCUGCUCUCUUGACCUCAGCCAGUGUCAACUAGUUGCUUUCCACAGUAAGCCUGCCUUUUCUCCUCAUGCUGGCUGACUCUCCUUCUGACUGGACUCAAGGUCCUAGGCCUAAGGCCUGGAUGGGGGCUGCAGCUGCUCCCAGUAUUCUGUCUGUUUCUCAGCUUUGCUGUGUUUCUUGCUACCUAAUUUCAAUGACUGUGAAAAGAAAUGAUCUCUGAGCCAUGGCCGGCUCUGGCUGGCCCCCAACCCACCCUCUUUCUACUGUUUGGAUAGCUGUCCCUCUGCUGUGGAAAUGCUGCUGAGAGACUGUCACUGACUGGAUUUAGGACAGAAGGCUGGCAUUUCCCUGGUACAUCAAGAGACAUGGUCAUGUGGCCACUUGUGAGAGAGGCCAGGACUGCUUGAGGGCCUAGUGAAGGCCCAGCACAAGUCCUGCACAUCAAUGUGUCUUCUGUAAGUAUUCUGACUCAGGGCUGGGCCCUUCCUCUGGGAUAUCUAUUUUGGGUCUUUUCAGUCAUUCCCCUGUUCCAUUCACACAUGACCUACUAGUAAGGCCUAUUUGUUUCUUCUCUUGCUUUCUAGGGUAUCUGUAGCUAGGGAUUAGACUUGAGAUGUCCCCAAAGGGUCAUGACCAGAAUAGUACACUGUCCUGAGACUUGUGCCCGAAAAAUGGAUCAUGGAAAAGAACCCUGGGCUCAGAAUUUAGCCUUGUGGGCUCCUAGCCUCCGAGCUCCUCUAAGCAUGGAAGCAGAAGGCCAUUUAAUACCUGAGCUUCAAAUGGCACCUGUUUUGUUUUUGUUUUUUAAUUAAUUAAUUUAUUAUAUAUAAGUACACUGUAGCUGUCUUCAGACACACCAGAAGAGGGCAUCAGAUCUCAUUACAGAUGGUUGUGAGCCACCAUGUGGUUGCUGGGAUUUGAACUCAGGACCUCUGGAAGAGCAGUCAGUGGUUAAACUGAGCCAUCUCUCCAGCCCAUGGUAUCUGUUUUUUUUUUUAAAGAUAAAUUAAUUACUUUGUAGUACUGAGGAGUAAACCCGGGGCCUCAAGCACGCUUGGCAACUGCUCGUCAGCCUGCUGCGCAGCAUCCCCAACACCAAGUCUUAUUCAGUCUGUGCUCUCUCUAAAGGCUUGAGCCCCACCUUUGAAACAUUUCUUUGAGUGGGCAUCUCACUGUGUUUCCAGGGCUGGUUAGAAUUUGGGGGUCUAGGGAGCCCUCUUUAGCCUCCCAAGAAAACAGGUGUACCCUGCUUUGUCCAACCAAGACUAUUCCUGUUAAACAUGCCCUGGGAAGCAGGCCGGUGUGGGGGCCACAGAGCUGGGAAAAUGAGCCCAGAAGAAGCAAAGAAGUGUCACCCCGCUAGCAUUCAUCACUCUCCCCCCUCUUUUUUAAAAAUAAAACCAGACUCUGUUCUGAAAAUAAAAACUUGAGACUUAUGACAA